AUGCUUUCCGUAAUCAGCUACCUACCACUGAUAACUACUGUUCUCUUUCAAGAAUGUCUAUCACUGUCUCUUUCGAAUGUUUAUACCAGUUAUAUAAAUCGAGAAACAAUAGAUCAAUCCGACACUUUUGGGUACCAUAUUCCCAAACCAAUUGGCUACAAAGGAGAUGAGCCUAUUUGGCCUAGAAGCUAUGGCUACUCCGCUGAGAUGUUCUUCGAUGAAAAUGGAGCCGCUUUCCCUGUUCGGCCAAGGAAGAAACUUGGGAGCAUUAUCCGACCAUUGCACCAGGGCGUACAGAGAUAUGAUGAUGAUGAAAGCGCGGAAGUAGAAACACCAAAAUAUGACGAGAGAAAAGCACUCCGUGAAUUCUACAAAAGGUUCAGAACUCGCGCCAAGACCAGUUAA
This is a messenger RNA of Caenorhabditis briggsae, 405 nucleotides long. The record is from RefSeq and is a predicted model, not a curated record. The transcript has 3 exons. Lineage: Eukaryota; Metazoa; Nematoda; Chromadorea; Rhabditida; Rhabditidae. The coding region runs from base 1 to 405 and encodes 134 amino acids.